AUGGAUUUCGAAGAACGUUUAGCAGGAGCAGAAAGAUCAGAUUCGCCUUCGUUAGUUGGUGCGUCUUUACGAUCUGCUGAUGAUUCACCACACCAGAAUUACAUUCAUCCAGAAAAGUAUGUGUCUUCUAGAGCUGAAUCGAGAUCAAAAUCGAGAAGCAGAUCAAGUAAAUUGAAACUGUCAAUCACCGCGUCCUUAGACGACUUAAUCAAUGAGGGUGCCUUAUUGGGCUCAGAGGAGGACUUUGAGAAGUUCUUGGAUAGUGAUGGCACUGUUAAGAACGAGGCGAAAUAUACGAGCAAGUUGAACGACGAAAUUGAAGAAGAGGACGAGGGGCAAGACGACAUUGAGUCUGAAGCAGUCCAGGGAGAAAUUGAAAAGGCAAUUGGAGAUCGGGACGAGCCUUUGAGAGGAAGAAGAACAAAGGUUGGGGAGAGAAACUUAGAUAAGGCUGUUGACAGGGAAACAAAGUCAUCCGGUGCCAACAAUACGGCUGCUGCUGCUUCUUCUUCGUUUUAUAAACAGGACGACUAUUCCACUCCCAACUUGUCAGACUAUCAAUUGGACCAGAACAUUACCGAUCACAAUGAUUUUGUUAGUCAUGUCCAAUCUUAUGAUCUAGAAAAGUUACCCCGCUCCAACCUGUCGGUAAGGGAUGAAAAGGCAUCUUCCUUGUCUAGACCAAGACCUCAGACUACAUUAUCAUCUGCACUGCAACAAAGAUUGGAAGGCAGUUUACACCCUUUCCAUACUGAUAGACAAAGGUCAAGAUCUAGAUCUUCGAACCCAACUUCACGAAUAGCUGCACGCUCGUCAUCAGCCCUGAGCCAUUUAGCCAGAGGAGAUUCCUACAAGAAUGUGCAUGGGGAUGAACCGUCCAAAUAUGAGCUCCCACCAUCAUUUUCAAAUGAUGAAUUAAAGGAGUCGGAGGAAGAGGAUAGAGGAAGAGCUGCUAGACCAACAAUGGGUGAUUCGAUUGCAGCCGCUGAGGCUAGAAAAGCUCGUGCAAACGAUCCUUUUGUCCCUGAAUUUGAUUCUAAUCCAAUUAGUAGAGAGCCAUCAUUGGUGACCACAGGCGAUUAUACCAAUUUUGAAGUGGAUAAUCCUCGCUCUCCUGUCAAAUACAAGCCCAAUGCCAGAUUUAUCAGAUCUAGUUCAAGCCACCCUAUGGACGAGAAAAAUGAUUCAAAUGUGGAUGGAUUAAUGGAAGAGGGCGCUUUGGUUACUGAUGAUCCUUAUGCGUCAAUAGAUCAGUUGGAUAGCUUGAUGGAGGAGGUUUUGAAAGGGAAUAAGGGCUCAUCAAAGUCAAGCGACGAGAAAGAUAAAGACAAGGUGGACCAUGAGACCAAACCGAAGGAAAGUGAGAAUGUGUCGUCUCAAUCCAAAAUUGCAGAAGCUCAAUUGGACUCGGACGUAAAUUCCAAAGAAAAAGAAAUUGAAGAAGAAAAAAACCAAAAGGAUGUUACUGCGUUGGACGAAAAAGCUGAUCUGAUAUCGGUUCCAGACGAGGAACAAAAGGAUCAGGAAGAAAGCAAGGACUCUAAGUCGCUUGAAUCGAAAAAGUCUGAGAAAGUUGAGGAUGAGGAAAAGGCUUCUACCUCCGUCAAGAAUUUAGAAAAGGAUGACAAAGAAUCAGUCCAUGAAGACUUGAUCGACGAGGAUGCAAAACGCGCUGAAAUUGAAGGAAACGAGAAAGACGAUGCGGAUACCACUCCUUUGAAACAAGAGGGUGCUUUGACCAGUGACGAUCCAGCCGAGGCUAUCGAAGAGAAUGAGUUGAGAGAAGGUGUUUCAACUGAUGGCGAAACGAAGGAGGACCCAAAGACGUCAAAGGAAAUCAAAGGGGAUAAAGAUGCAAAGUUUGAAACAAGCACGUCCAAACCAGAAGAUAACUUAAUUCAGGGUUCACUUAAUAUAGAUGGACCUGCUGAUUUGGAAAAAGUCGAAGAAGAAGAACAGGAAGGGCUUAAAGAGAAUGAGCUUGAAAAGGAGGAAGAAGCAGAAGGAAAGGUUCCCAAGGAUGAACAAGCAGAAUUGGACUCCGCCCAGAAAAAUAAGCCAAACUUGAUUGUUGGUGGAGAGGAUGAGAUACAGAGCGUUGAGCAGGAUGAUUCGGUGGAGCUGAAGGUGAAAGAAGAGGUUAAGGUUGAGUCGUCUUCUAAGGGGACAUCUGCAGUAAACGAACUGGGAUCGACAGACGCCAACACCUCCGAAGUAUCCAAAGAAGAACAUAUUCACGAUAAAUCUGAAGUCGUACCGGAGAAGACUGAACCAAAACCGAAAUUAGAAUCUCCAGAACUGGAGUCGUCAAGUAAAUUGUUGGAUGGGGUUCUUAAUGCUGAUGGGCCUGAGCACUUGAAAGAAGAUGAAGUCGAAGAGCAAGCAGGGAAGAAUGUUGAUAAAGCGAAAUUGAAGAAAGGUCCUGGAAUAAACAAUGUAAGUGAUGAUCAGAAGGAGGCUGAAUCUACUAAAGAAUCUGAAUCUACUAAAGAAUCUGAAUCUACUAAAGAAGCUGAAUCUAUCAGAGAGGCUGAAUCUACUAAAGAAGCUGACAAAAUUCAAGAUUCAGAAACAACUAAAGAAGUUCAACAGACAAAUGUAGAAGAAACUACCGAACCAUCUACUGAAACGUCUGAAGCUAAGGAGAAGGAGAGAGAGAUUGACACGGCGUCUGAUAAACCUGAAGCAAAAGCUCCUAGUUCCCCAACCGCAAAAUCAGAAAAAGAAGUUGCAACAACUGAUGAAUUCGAUGACUUGGAAGAUAUCUCCCCGGAAGAAAUCCGCAAGCAUCUUGAAUCUCAACCAGUUUAUAUUUUCACAUCAUUAGCUGGGGGUGCUCAAAUUAUCCCCAGAACCAACAGAUUAGCAACUAUUUUACAAGCAAAUGGAAUCAAAUUCGAAUAUAGAGACUUGGGCACAGAUGAAGAAGCGAAAAAGAUUUGGCGCAGACAAGCAUCUGGUAAGACGUUGCCUGGGGUUGUAAGAGGAGAUGAUUAUGUUGGUAACUGGCAAGAGAUUGAUGACGCUAAUGAAGAAUACCAAGUGAAGGACUUGUUGUAUAGCUUUUAG
Molecule: messenger RNA, 3069 nt
Organism: Lodderomyces margitis
Lineage: Eukaryota; Fungi; Ascomycota; Pichiomycetes; Serinales; Debaryomycetaceae
Exons: 1
Coding region: 1-3069 (1022 amino acids)
Source: RefSeq, a predicted model, not a curated record